AUGGAAGAAUUUGUUGCGGUACUCAGACGAUAUUUAGAUGCACUUUCAAGUGCUAGAGAGAAUAUGAGUGAUAAAUUGGACUUGACAGCCGGACAAGAAUCAGAAACGGCUAUACAAAUAAUCAAUACGAGUGAAAUUGAAAAUAUUAUUGAUAGUUCUGAAACAAUGGAUCGUUUAAUUCGCUUAGUUGAGAAAUGGGUUAAUCAAAUUGAACAAAUAUUAAACCAGUCUGAUCAAGUUCGUAGAGAAUCGGAUGACGUUGGACCUUCGGCUGAAUUGACCUAUUGGCGAGCUCGUUUAGUUCGUUUCACUAACUUAAUUGAAGAAAUGCGUAAUCCAAGUAUUCAAGCAAUUAUUUCUACUUUGCACUAUGCAAAAGCACGUGUAAUCAAACAGUGGCGUCAACUGGACGAUCGCAUCAUUAAUGGAGUUAAUGAAGCAAAAGAUAAUCUUAAGUAUCUGUUUACACUGGAUAACUUUUUCGGUUCAUUUUCUAAUACAAAUCCAUCUAAAAUACGUCAACAAUUACCAGUUCUACUUAAUGCUAUUCGUAUGAUUUACAGUAUCUCUGAAUAUUAUAAUAAUUCAGAAAGAAUGACUUCAUUAUUUAUUAAAAUAACAAAUCAAAUGGUUGUUGCAUGUAGAAAGUAUGUAACAGAUGGUGUUAGUCGAAUAUGGGAUUUACCACGAAAUAUUUUACUUGAUCGAAUCAAUGAAUGUAUUCAAUUGAAUGUUGAAUAUCAAGAGAAUUUCCGUAAAGUUCGACACAGACUUCAAGAAAAUCCAUCCGGUAGACAAUUCGAUUUCAGUGAAAAUUAUAUAUUUGGCAAAUUUGAUGUGUACACAUCAAGAUUAAAGAAAAUUUUAAUAAUUCUAGAAAAUAUAGAUAAUUUCAAUGUAUUAUUGGAUUUUAAAGCUGAAGGAAUUGAUCCAAUUGUUGUACGAUAUAAAACAUUUUAUGAUAAUUUACAUAAAAGAAAUUUCGAUGGAGCUGAUCAAAUUAAACGUGAUUUUGAUAGGGACUUGGAUGAGUAUAAAAGUCAAUUCGACACAAUAGCACAACAACUUCGCGAUUUCCUUGAUGCAUGGUUUAAACAACCUGCGCCUGGUAAUGUUGAAGUAUGGCUUGGUGAAUUAUUACAAACAUCAAGAAAUUCACUUCAUUCAGUUAUUAGAUCAGCAUAUUUUGCGAUAAAUGAUCAACAAUUUAACUUAUUAGAAUUUGAAAAUUCAUAUCCAGCACAAGUUGGUCUACUUGGUAUACAAAUGUUAUGGACAAGAGAUGCACAAGAAGCAUUAAGACAAGCCAAAAAUGAUCGAAAAAUUAUGAAUACAACAAAUUAUUUCUUUUUAGAAAUAUUAAAUGAACUUAUUGGUGUUACAACACAAGAAUUAUCUAAAAUUGAUCGAACAAAAUAUGAAACAUUAAUUACAAUACAUGUACAUCAAAGAGAUAUUUUCAAUGAUCUCGUUACAAUGCGUGUCAAAUCCCCUAAAGAUUUUGAAUGGUUAAAACAGUCAAGAUUUUAUUUUAAUGAAGAAAAUGAUCAAUGCAUCGUUAGCAUUACUGAUGUAGAUUUUAUUUAUCAAAAUGAAUUUCUAGGUUGUACAGAUCGAUUGGUUAUUACCCCAUUAACUGACAGGUGUUACAUUACUUUAGCUCAAGCACUUGGUAUGUCACUUGGUGGUGCACCAGCUGGACCGGCAGGUACUGGGAAAACAGAAACAACCAAAGAUAUGGGUCGCUGCCUUGGUAAAUAUGUAGUUGUAUUCAAUUGUUCCGAUCAAAUGGAUUACCGUGGUUUGGGUCGAAUUUAUAAAGGAUUAGCACAAUCUGGUUCGUGGGGUUGUUUUGAUGAAUUCAAUCGAAUCGAAUUACCUGUACUGUCUGUGGCAGCGCAACAAAUUGCUAUUGUACUAACAUGUAAAAAAGAAAGAAAACCACAAUUUAUAUUCACUGAUGGUGAUACAGUUGAUAUGGACCCCGAAUUCGGCAUAUUUUUGACUAUGAAUCCUGGUUAUGCUGGUCGACAAGAAUUACCGGAAAAUUUAAAGAUCAAUUUUCGUACAGUUGCUAUGAUGGUACCAGAUCGAGCAAUUAUUAUGCGUGUUAAAUUAGCUGCUUGUGGAUUUUUGAACAAUGUUGAUUUAUCUAAGAAAUUCUAUACACUUUACAAACUAUGUGAAGAACAAUUAUCGAAACAAGUUCAUUAUGAUUUCGGUUUAAGAAAUAUUUUAUCAGUUCUACGUACACUCGGUGCAUUUAAACGUGCUAAUCCACAAGAUUCGGAAACAAUGAUAGUUAUGCGUGUAUUACGUGAUAUGAAUUUAAGUAAAUUAGUAGAUGAAGAUGAACCAUUAUUUAUGUCAUUAAUUAUGGAUUUAUUUCCUGGAAUGCAGUUGGAUAAGAAAGGCUAUCCAGAAGUUGAAGCUUCUUUAGAAAAACAAAUUGAUCAACUUGGUCUUAUUUAUCAUCCACCUUGGGUAUUAAAAUGUAUACAACUUUAUGAAACAUUACGGGUUAGACAUGGUGUUAUGACACUUGGACCAUCAGGUGCUGGUAAAACUAAGUGUAUCAAUUCUUUAAUGAAAGCAAUGACUGAAAUCGGUGAUCCACAUAGAGAAAUGCGUAUGAAUCCAAAGGCUAUUACAGCACCACAAAUGUUUGGUAGAUUAGAUGUAGCUACAAAUGAUUGGACUGAUGGUAUUUUUUCCACUUUAUGGAGACGUACACAUAAAGUUAAAAAAGGUGAACAUAUCUGGUUGAUAUUAGAUGGACCAGUAGAUGCUAUUUGGAUUGAAAAUUUAAAUUCUGUAUUAGAUGAUAAUAAAACAUUAACAUUAGCUAAUGGUGAUCGAAUACCGAUGGCACCAACAGCAAAAAUUUUGUUUGAAGUACAUAAUAUAGAUAAUGCAUCACCGGCUACAGUAUCAAGAAAUGGAAUGAUUUUUAUGUCAAGUUCUAUAAUGACAUGGGAACCUAUACUAAAAGGAUGGCUUCGAACUCGUUCACCAAAUGUAACUGAAUUAAUAUUUAAUAGUUUCAAAGGAUUCUUCGAAGAUGCUUAUCGUUAUGUUACUCAGAAUUUGGAACCAAAAAUGGAAAUUUUACAAUGUAAUUACAUUCGGCAAGCAAUUAAUCUACUUGAAGGCUUACUUCAAGGAUUAGAUGAGAAAGAAAUUAAACAACUUCAUAUGGAAAGAUUAAUUACAUUUGCAGCAAUGUGGUCAUUAGGCGCUUUAUUAGAAUUAACUGAUCGUUUAAAAUUACAACAAUUUUUAAUGGGAAACGGAAAAUUACCACUGCCAAAAUGUGGGGUAGAUGAUACAAUAUUUGAAUAUAUGGUUAACGAACAAGGUGACUGGGCUCAUUGGGAGAGUAAGGUACCAUUGUAUGUAUAUCCACAUGAUCAAACACCUGAAUAUACUGGAAUUCUUGUACCAAAUGUUGAUAAUACAAGAACAGAUUUCUUACUUGAUUUAAUUGCAAAACAAUGUAAACCAGUCAUGUUGAUAGGCGAACAGGGUACAGCAAAGACGGUUAUUAUCAAAGGUUACUGCGGUAAAUACAAUCCAGAAGUGCAUGUAUUUAAAUCAGUCAACUUUUCAAGUGCCACUUCACCAAAUAUGUUUCAACGUACCAUUGAAAGUUAUGUUGACAAACGUAUGGGUAGUACAUUUGGACCACCAGCUGGAAAGAAAAUGACAAUAUUCAUUGAUGAUAUCAAUAUGCCAAUUAUUAAUGAAUGGGGUGAUCAAAUAACUAAUGAAAUUACUAGGCAACUAAUAGAAAUGUCCGGUUUCUAUAGUUUAGAUAAACCUGGUGAUUUUACAACAAUAAUUGAUAUUCAGUUUGUUGCUGCUAUGAUUCAUCCUGGUGGAGGUCGUAAUGAUAUACCUCAAAGACUUAAACGUCAAUUCAAUAUAUUCAAUUGUACUCUACCUAGUAAUGCUUCAAUGGAUAAAGUUUUUGGUUCAUUAGGAUUAGGGCAUUUUUGUAGUGAACGAGGUUUUUCAUCAGAUGUGAUUAAAACAGUUCAAUGUUUAGUUCCAGCGACUAGAAAACUUUGGCAACGUGUUAAAGCGAAAAUGUUACCAACUCCAGCUAAAUUUCAUUAUGUAUUUAAUUUACGUGAUGUUAGUCGUAUAUGGCAAGGAAUGUUACGCACAACGUCAGAUGUUAUCACUAAUCCAUCUAUUUUAUUAGCUUUAUGGCAGCAUGAAUGCACUCGAGUCACUGCUGAUCGUUUCACUGAACAUAGUGAUCGUGAAUGGUUUGACAAAACAUUAAAACAAGUCGGAAUUGAAGAAUGUGGUGCUUUAGCAAACCAAACUGAUUGGGCAGAUCCUUACUUUGUUGAUUUCUUAAGGGACGCUGCAGAAGCAACUGGUGAAGAGACAGAUGAUGCAGAUUUUGAAGCACCGAAAAUAUACGAACCAAUCAUAAGUCUAGAACAAUUGAGUAAUCGUUUACAAAUGUUGAUGCAAAUGUACAAUGAAGCAGUACGUGGCAGUAAAUUAGAUUUGGUAUUUUUCAAGGAUGCUAUGAUACAUCUUGUAAAAAUUUCACGUGUAAUCAGAACACCUAAAGGUCAUGCAUUGUUGGUUGGAGUUGGUGGUUCAGGCAAACAAUCGCUUACACGUUUAGCUUCAUUUAUAGCAGGUUAUAAAACUUUUCAGAUAACAUUAAGCCGAUCAUAUAAUGUCUCUAAUCUUAUUGAGGAUUUGAAAUAUCUUUAUCGGACAGCCGGCCACCAAGGACAAGGGAUAACAUUCUUAUUUACUGAUAAUGAAAUCAAAGAUGAGUCAUUCUUGGAAUAUUUAAAUAAUAUGCUUAGUUCUGGUGAAAUCGCCAACUUAUUUGCUCGGGAUGAAAUGGAUGAAAUUCUACAAGAACUAGUUGGCCCUAUGAAACGUGAAUUUCCACGUCGACCUAUUACUAAUGAAACAUUAGCUGAAUAUUAUUCAAGUAGGAUAACACAAAAUCUACAUGUUGUUUUAUGCUUUUCACCAGUUGGACAAAAGUUUCGUAAUAGAAGUUUGAAGUUUCCUGGUCUUAUUUCUGGUUGCACAAUGGAUUGGUUUCAAAGAUGGCCUAAAGACGCGUUGAUUGCUGUAUCGAAUCAUUUCUUAUCUACUUUUGACAUAGUCUGUACACCCAAUGUGAAAAAAGCUGUAGUACAGACAAUGGGUGUGUUUCAAGAUUUGGUAGCUGAAUCAUGUACUGAUUAUUUUCAACGUUUUCGUCGUCAAACUCAUGUUACACCCAAAUCAUAUCUAUCAUUUAUUAAUGGUUACAUGGAAAUAUAUAAAAUGAAACAUAAUGAAAUUGGUCAAUUAGCUGAACGUAUGAAUACUGGUUUAAAAAAAUUAGUUGAAGCAACUGAAUCAGUAAAUGAAUUAAGUAAAGAAUUAAUUGAAAAAGAAAAAGAACUUGCUAUUGCUAAUAAAAAAUCAGAAGAAGUUCUAACACAAGUAACUGUUCAAGCGACAGCAGCACAAAAAGUUAAAACUCAAGUACAAAUAGUGAAAGAUAAAGCACAAGUACUUGUUGAUGGAAUUAGUGUAGAUAAAGCAUCUGCUGAAAUGAAAUUAGAAGCAGCUAAACCAGCUUUAAUGGAAGCUGAAGCUGCAUUAGAAACAAUUAAACCAACACAUAUUUCUACAGUGAGAAAACUUGGUAGACCACCACAUUUGAUUAUGCGUAUUAUGGAUUGUGUCUUAUUGUUAUUUCAAAAGAGAUUGGAUACUGUCACACCGGAUCCCGAACGUCCUUGUCCUAAACCCAGUUGGAAUGAAGCAUUAAAACUUAUGGGUGGUGCAAACUUUUUAAAUGGAUUAUUGAAUUUUCCUAAGGACACAAUCAAUGAAGAAACAGUGGAAUUAAUGUUACCUUAUUUCGAAAUGGAUGAUUUCAAUAUGGAACAAGCUAAACGUGUUUGUGGUGAUGUUGCUGGUUUAUGUUCAUGGACGAAAGCUAUGGCUUCAUUUUUUGCUGUUAAUAAAGAAGUUUUACCACUUAAGUCAAUGUUAGCACUACAGGAAAAGAGACUGGAAGGAGCUUUGUCUGAAUUGGCGGUUGCUCAGGGUCAACUAGAUGAGAAGCAAAGGGAAUUGGAUCUGGUCCAAGCGGAAUAUGAUCGUGCAAUGGCUGACAAACAGAAACUCUUAGAUGAGGCUGACGGAUGUAGAAGAAAAAUGAGUAAUGCUACAGCAUUGAUAGAAGGUCUUGCGGGUGAACGUAUUAGAUGGACAGAAGCAAGUCAAACAUUUGAAGAGCAAAUUAAUCGGCUAGUCGGAGAUGUACUUUUAGCAACUGGAUUUCUUUCAUAUACUGGACCAUUUAAUCAAGACUUUCGUAAUUUACUAAAUCAGAAUUGGCGUCGAGAAUUAGUACAAAAUAAAAUACCAUUUUCUGAUGACAUUAAUUACAUCACAAUGUUGGUGGAUAAUGCGACAUUAAGCGAAUGGAGUGUUCAAGGCUUACCUAAUGAUGAAUUAUCAAUUCAAAAUGGGUUGAUUGUAACACGUGCUAAACGUUACCCAUUGUUAAUUGAUCCUCAAGGUCAAGGCAAAGCAUGGCUAAGACGUAAAGAAGCUGAAAGUGAAUUGCAGAUAACAUCAUUGAAUCACAAAUAUUUUCGAACACACUUGGAAGAUUCACUAUCACUUGGACGUCCAUUACUCAUAGAAGAUGUUGGUGAAGAUCUCGAUCCUGCUUUAGAUAACGUUUUAGAAAAGAAUUUCAUUAAAUCUGGUUCAACAUAUAAAGUGAAAAUUGGUGAUAAAGAAUGUGAUAUAAUGAGUGGAUUUCGUCUAUAUAUUACAACAAAAUUACCAAACCCAUCAUAUACACCAGAAAUUUAUGCUAAAACAUCAAUCAUUGAUUUCACUGUUACAAUACGUGGCCUUGAAGACCAACUUCUUGGUUUGGUAAUAUUAACAGAGAAAAAAGAACUAGAGACGGAAAGAACUAAACUCCUUGAAGAUGUGGCGACAAAUCGUCGUAAAAUGAAAGAAUUAGAAGAUAAUCUGUUAUAUCGUUUAACAACCACUGAAGGUAGUUUAGUUGAAGAUGAAUCAUUAAUUGAAAUGCUGAAUGUAACUAAAAUGACAUCGAAUGAAGUGAGAGAAAAGUUAAACGUAGCAGUUGAUACCGAAGUGAAAAUUAAUGCAGCACGUGAAGAAUAUCGUCCUGUAGCGUCACGUGGUUCAUUAUUAUACUUUUUAAUUGUUGAAAUGAGUAUGGUUAAUGUAAUGUACCAAACAUCAUUACGUCAAUUUCUUGGUUUAUUCGAUAUAUCCAUGGCUAGAUCACAGAAAUCACCACAAAUGCAAAAACGUAUAGCAAAUAUCAUUGAUUACUUAACAUUUGAAGUGUACCGUUAUACAGCAAGAGGAUUUUAUGAAGUAGACAAGUUUACAUUCACUGUACUGUUAACCUUAAAAAUUGCGAUGCACAUAAAAGAGGUGAAACCUGAAGAAUUUCAAAUUUUCAUUAAAGGUAACUAG
Messenger RNA from Schistosoma guineensis, 7512 nucleotides. The record is from the annotation of a GenBank genome assembly. Lineage: Eukaryota; Metazoa; Platyhelminthes; Trematoda; Strigeidida; Schistosomatidae.